CAGUGAUCAAAUAUAAGUAUUACUCGAGAAGUACAAUCAUCUUGUCAUUUCCCAGUCGUCAAGUAUCGGCUUUGCUUCGACCUCUGCAUUCAUCCUUCGAGUCACCGACCUUUGCAGUCUCCUCGAUUUACCCGUUCACUCGUUAGCCUAGACAAGACAACAAAGCUUCUCUUGACUAUCGCCCACCCAAUUCAGUGUCGCAGUUCAAGAUGGCAAGCUUAAAUUUCACUACUCUGGACGUCUUCACGACCAGGAAGUUCGCUGGCAAUCCAUUAGCUGUCUGUCAAGUCCCCAAGGGCGUCACCCUCACUCAGGAGCAAAAGCAAACCAUUGCCGUCGAGUUCAACUUAUCGGAGACAACCUUCCUUCAUCCGUGCUCGAAUGAAGGUAGCGAGGUGCCCGAGUGGCCGCUCGAUAUUUUUACAGUAAAGACUGAGCUUCCUUUUGCUGGACAUCCAACUAUUGGAACUGCUUGCCAUAUCUUGGGACAGACUGGGAAGACCAAGGGCAGAUUCAAGGUCAAGGCUGGUAUCAUCGAGCUUGACUUUGUGGAUGGUGUGGCUAAGGCUUCUAUUCCUCACAACACGCAUGUCCAUUCUUCCACCGAUUUGUCUUCUGCUCGUAUGCUGGAGUGGCAAUCUGGUCUCAAGCCGUUCUACCAAUCUGCCGAGUUGAAGACCGAUGUCGUGAGCCCCGUCAAGGGCAUGAACUUUGCCCUCGUCGAGCUCAAGAGUUUGGAGGAGUUGGCUGCCGUCGUCUUGCCCGGUACAGAGAUCAACUUCUCCCUCGAUGAGGACUGGGACGUCGGACCGUGCUUCGGCAAGUUCUUCGUCCAGAUGCCUGAUCAAGGCGAUGGCGUCAGAAGAUUGAGAACGAGAAUGAUCGAGGGUAGCUUCGAGGACCCGGCAACUGGCAGUGCAUGCUGCGCCCUCACGGCGUACUUGGUCCUCAAGGAGGGCAUCCAGGAUGGCAAGGUCAAGUUCGACAUCUUGCAGGCUGUCGAGAUUGGAAGACCAAGCGAGAUCGGUGUGGAAGUCGAGGUCAAGGGGGGUGAGAUACAGACCAUCAUACUCUCUGGAAACAACCGCAUCGUUGCCACGAACAACGAAGUCAGCGCUGCCGAGCCACGAAACCGCUACCCCGUAUCUGUGGCCCCAGGUCCUUUUGGAUCCCCACGCCUGAGCUACGGUCAGCUAUAUAAUCAUCGCAAAGCACUAAUAAGCGUCGUCACGUCCUCAUAGUCACGCUUCCAGCUGGUACACUGCUCAUUACGUGAACACGACUCUUGCAUACUUCCAUCGCUCACCUCCUGGCUGCACGACAACAGCUCCUCCUUUGCACUACUACUGUCAGAGAGUCUUACCCGAGAAUUAACUUGCUAUUUCUCAAGUGGGAGGA
Aureobasidium subglaciale EXF-2481 is the source of this 1398-nucleotide messenger RNA. RefSeq lists its product as uncharacterized. NCBI's taxonomy places the organism in Eukaryota, Fungi, Ascomycota, Dothideomycetes, Dothideales, Saccotheciaceae. The record is from RefSeq and is a predicted model, not a curated record. Gene Ontology annotation, biological process: biosynthetic process. Bases 210 to 1241 code for a protein of 343 amino acids. The transcript is spliced from 3 exons. Gene Ontology annotation, molecular function: isomerase activity. Gene Ontology annotation, cellular component: cytoplasm.